Cryptococcus amylolentus CBS 6039 is the source of this 2050-nucleotide messenger RNA. RefSeq lists its product as hypothetical. The transcript has 6 exons. Bases 279 to 1874 code for a protein of 531 amino acids. Gene Ontology annotation, molecular function: monooxygenase activity; iron ion binding; heme binding. Gene Ontology annotation, biological process: sterol metabolic process. Lineage: Eukaryota; Fungi; Basidiomycota; Tremellomycetes; Tremellales; Cryptococcaceae. The record is from RefSeq and is a predicted model, not a curated record.
AAUAGGAGAGCACAAAUCAGUCAUCCACACUCUUUAUCCUACUCCACGUACAUACAAGUUACAACAGCCCACCCCACCCAUCCUCACUCAGGCCACUAGCACCACACCAAUUUUUUCACCACAACAACCCCGACCCGCUCCACCGACCCCCUUCCCCCCGUCUCCUGCAUUCCGCCUUCUACUCCACCCCACUAUAAAUCACCCGUCUGCUCAACCGUCCUGGCCAUCCAACUCCCAGAUCCACCACACGCGUCAAACACCUAAUAAAAACUACCAAAAUGGCCUCUCACGCCAUCCUCAACCCCACCGCCAUCCCGGACUUUGACUCUAUCAAGACCUGGGGUCUUGAAGGGCUCACCAAGGCCAACUUUAGCUUUACCUUCGACACCAAAACCACCACCGCCACCCUCCUCACUCUCCUUCUCUCCCUCCUCGUUCUUGAGCAGGUCGUCUACCGCUCCAAAAAGGCCCACUUGCCGGGAAACAAAUGGACCAUUCCCCUCAUCGGCGCUUUUGCGGACUCUUUGAACCCUACUUUGGCCAACUACAAGGCGCAAUGGGACUCUGGAGCGCUCAGUGCUGUUUCCGUCUUCAACAUUUUCAUCGUUAUCGGUUCCAGCAACGAGAUGGCCAGGAAGAUCAUGAACUCGCCCAACCACGCUGAACCCUGCCUCGUCGCUUCCGCCAAGAAGGUGCUCCUCCCCGAGAACUGGGUCUUUGGCCACGGCAAGGGCCACGCCGACUACCGAAAGGCUCUUAACGUCCUCUUCACCAAGCAGGCCUUGUCCACCUACCUUCCCAUCCAAGAAAAGAUUUACCGAUCCUACUUUACCAAGUGGAUGACCGACCCCCAACCUGCCUUCCCCUACAUGAUGCCCAUGCGUGAUCUCAACAUGGACACCUCGCUCUCCGUCUUCUGCGGCCCCUACAUCUCUGAAGAGGAAAAGGUGGACAUCAACAAAAAGUACUGGCUCAUUACUCUCGCCCUCGAGCUGGUCAACUUUCCCUUUGCCAUCCCCGGUACCAAGGUCUACAAUGCCAUCCAGGCCCGAAAGACUGUCAUGAAGGUUUUGACCAGAUCGAGCGCGGAGAGCAAGAUCAAGAUGGCCGACUUUGCCAAUGAGCCCGAGUGCUUGUUGGACGAGUGGACUAGGGCCAUGAUCAACGCUCAGAAGGCUCAGGACGACGGAGAGACCACCAAGCUCCUCCAGCGCGAGUACAGCGACCACGAGAUUGCCAUGGUCCUCCUCUCCUUCCUCUUUGCUUCCCAGGACGCCAUGUCUUCUGCCAUCGUCUACUCUUUCCAGCUCACCGCCGACCACCCUGAAGUGCUUGCCAAGAUCAGGGAGGAGCAGUACAGAAUCAGGGGUAACGACCUCGAGAGGGGUUUGACGCUCGACAUGAUUGACGACAUGGUCUACACCCGAGCUGUCGUCAAGGAGGUCUUGAGGAUCAGGCCACCUGUGAUCAUGGUGCCCUACCUCACCACCAAGCCUUUCCCCGUCUCCCCCGAGUACACCGUCCCCAAGAACUCUAUGAUCAUCCCCGCCUUCUGGAACUCGCUCCACGACGACGCGGUCUACACCAACCCCGACGCGUUUGCCCCCGAACGAUGGCUGCCCAACUCGGACGGCUCGUCCCCUCUGGCCGAGAGCAAGCCGCAGAACUACAUGGUGUGGGGAUCAGGGCCGCACAAGUGUAUCGGUGUGCAGUAUGCUAGUAUGCACUUGGCGGCGACGCUGGGGACGGCGAGUGUGUUGAUGGACUGGGAGCACGAGAAGACUGAAUUGAGUGAUGAUGUGCAGGUUAUUGCUGCCAUUUUCCCCAAGGACCACUGUAAACUCAAGUUUACUCCUCGAGCUCCUCCUGCUUAAUCUCUUUACCCUCCAUUCUGGUCCUUUUUUAUUUAUAGAUUCUCUUCUACCUUAUACCUGACAUUCUUCUUGUCUCCCUCCGCUCUUUUUACUUUGUUUGCCUUCGUAGCGAUGCUUUCGAAAUGUGGCGAGUAUUUAAUCAACCCCAAGCGAUGUACCCUGCAUGAGUACUCUAA